This is a messenger RNA of Branchiostoma belcheri (Belcher's lancelet), 3026 nucleotides long. RefSeq names its product protein Skeletor, isoforms B/C-like. The coding region runs from base 223 to 2247 and encodes 674 amino acids. The transcript has 14 exons. The record is from RefSeq and is a predicted model, not a curated record. NCBI's taxonomy places the organism in Eukaryota, Metazoa, Chordata, Leptocardii, Amphioxiformes, Branchiostomatidae.
GGAACUCUUUGGCAUUGUUCCACUAGCCAUUCACGGCUGUAACUCCAUAUAUGUAAACAGUUUCGGUAGAACACAGGCUGUUUCCCAGAACCCACGGUACGGUGUUUUACAGUUUAUCCUGUAUUUCCUGGUGACAGACUUCCGAUACUGGAGGAGUCUAUCCACUCGGACAGACCUGUUUGUCGCACUCGAAGGUAACGUUACGACAGGCCGUUCACCAAGAUGUCCUACUGCCGUUUUAAACUUGGACAUGUCGCUGUCAACCUACUGGCUUUGGUUAUGGUGUUCUCAGGCCUGAGCGACGCCCAGACCCAGUACUAUGGCAGACUGAUCGGCACCUUCCCGUCCCCGGGACAAGGCGGUGUGGCUGGGGCCGUGUACGCGGUGGACGCCAGCAGACUGCAGAUCGUCGGUUUCUCGUUCGACGGCUCCGUCACAGCCCAGUUCCGUGCAGGCUCUACAGCCUCCCCUAGUGGCAGUGAAGGUGUGCUAGUGCCUGAUGAACAGGGCAGCACUGAUCCAUUGGGUGUGUACAACAACAAGAGGCUGGUUCUGGCUCUCCCCCAAGGAACAACUCUGGAUACUGUCAAGUGGUUUUCUGUCUGGGGUCAGAAUGCCAACCUUGGUCAUGUGACUGUCCCAGAUAAUUUCGUCUACCCCCGUCCACGUUCCAUUGGAGAGUUCAGCAGACGACAACAUGGUGUCCGCUCAGGGGAAGUCACCAUAUUAAAUGCCAAACAAUUCCACAUACAAAAUCUACACUAUGAUGGAUUGGGACCUGAUGCAUUUUUCUGGGCUGGCAACAGGGACGCUCGUCCCAGCCCCAGAGGGUUCAAGGUGCCUGACCACCGAGGAAGUUAUGACCAGAGACUACCCCGGUAUACUGGCCAGACAAUCACCAUCAUGCUGCCAGGUGACGUGACAGUAUAUGACAUCAAGUGGCUCAGCAUGUGGUGCAUCCGCUUCACAGCAAACUUCGGUGAAGUGUUCAUCCCAUCAGACCUUAAUGUCCCACCACUAGUGGAAGACAUAGAGAUCCCUCCUAUGGCCAUGAUGAACUGUGAGGAGCUGCAUCGUGACAUGCAGGUCAGCUGGACCCUGACUGGAGAGAUCCUGGGGGUUGAGCUGGCAGGCCGAGUGGAGGACGGAGACUACAUGGCAUUUGGCAUCAGUGGCUGUGACAACCGUGCCUGCAUGGUGGGUUCUGACGUGACGGUGGCCUUCUAUGAUGGGGAAACUCCCCAGGCUGUGGACUACACACUAAAAGCUUACUCUCAGUGCAGCGGGUCGUCUGGCGUGUGUCCGGACGGUAGAGUGGGCGGGGAAGACAACAACGUCAACAUCACUGGCCGACGGGUCAACGGCAUCACCAGGAUUCGGUACUCUCGUCCAAUCAACACGGGCGACACCACAACUGACAAAGUCAUUGACCCGUCUCAGAACAUGUACAUUUCCUGGGCAAUCGGUCCAAUCAACCCAAGUGGAAUUGCCGCCAAACAUCACACCAGAGUUGAUGUAUCAGAUGACGUCCGGCUCAUGUUUGGUCGAGAGCCUUCUGACAUGUGUGAGAUGAUCAGCAGUGCAACUCCGGCCCCAGUCACACCUUGGCCAACAAGAAAGAUUAAGGGCGAUUGGGUCACAAACUUCAUUGUACACAUUGGACCAACAGGUGGAAGAAGGGGAUAUGAAGCCAUUACAGGCCUGCCGUCCUGGGGGAUUGCCUGGUGGCUGAACGGCCUGCUGAUUCCUGAGCUGGAGCUGAUGAGGGGUUGGAACUACACCUUCAUCGUAGAGGGAGGGGACAACGACACCAUUCCUGAACAGUACCACCCCUUCUACAUAACAGAUGAUCCUAUUGGCGGCUACACACAGAAAACCGAAGCAGAAAAACAGCGAGUGAAGGUAUUUGCUGGUGUUGAUGAGAAUGGGAUGCCAACUGCAGGCCGAUACUGUGAGUACAACAGCCCGACUGGGGACACGUCGGAGACAUCAGAGACAUUUGCCGAGUACAAAAGCACAUUACAGUUGAACUGCAGACCGGGCGUAGCUGCACAGUUCACCUGGACUCCUGAUGAGAACACACCAGAUCUGGUGUACUACCAUUGCUUCACCCACCAGUACCUCGGCUGGAAGAUCCGUGUUGUGGAUGAGUUCACCUCAGGAUCAGCUGGGGUCCAUGCUGGCACGCUGGCUGUCAUGGGGGCUCUUGUUGCUGGAGCAUUGUCUGUGUUAUUCAGCCACAUUUAGAAGCAUGUGUCAGACACAUGUAUGUACAUGCAUUUUAUUUCUACACUGGGUACAGUGCUUUCAUGUGCAAUGGUUAAAAAAGGUAAAAUACUACUGUCACGCAAGUGUUGACCACUGGUGUUCUUUAUAUAUCUGUGUUCAACAGAUAUAUAAAGCAGCAGAAUCUUUUUAUAGUUUAUAUAUUUAGCAUUUUAGUUUCAGAGAGUAGUUGUGUAUGGCUGGUUUAUUGGGGCUCCUGUAGGCCUUAACCCCAGUUUUGCUUGCGAUGCUUCCAGUACAAGUUAAUGCCAAUCAAAUGUUGUAGAAAUAGCUGUAUACUAGUAUUAUAUUGGGGCAGUAUUAACUGAGUUAAAUAAUUGUUUUAACUUUAAGAUGAAUGACAAAAUGAUUAGUGAGAAGCCUAAAUUCUAUAGUCUGUUAGAAAUGUUAGGAAAAGACUUUCUGAGUGUAUAUAUAUGUCUAAGCAUAUAUAUAUGUAGAUGUGAACUUUUGUUAGUGAGUGAAUCAUUAAACUAAGUAAAGGGGAUUUUUAAAAAUUGCAGAUAUACUUGUAGCCUAUGAAUAGUGGUGUGUAUUUUUGUAUCUUUUAGGUCACAUUAAAUCAUUGGUCUGAAGAUGGCCAUUUCAAUUUUAAACACUUGAUGUGGAUUUUAUUUUGGAUUCUCAAUAAGUGUACACUGUAAAUUACUUUGAUCCUGUGAGAGAUUUUUUUACACCAAUGUAAUUCACAUGAAUGGGAUGCCCUUUAUCUUGUAUCUGUAGUUUCAAUUAUCUGAAUA